Penicillium longicatenatum is the source of this 2181-nucleotide messenger RNA. Its product is annotated as putative ABC transporter. Lineage: Eukaryota; Fungi; Ascomycota; Eurotiomycetes; Eurotiales; Aspergillaceae. The record is from RefSeq and is a predicted model, not a curated record. Gene Ontology annotation, cellular component: mitochondrion. The coding region runs from base 1 to 2181 and encodes 726 amino acids. The transcript has 2 exons. Gene Ontology annotation, molecular function: ATP binding; ATP hydrolysis activity.
AUGCUGCUUCGAACGGCGCUGAGGUCUCGGGCGCCACACCCGCUGCCUUUUCAUAUCGCUCGCUCGGUGUCAUCUGUGCCGCUCAUUCAAAUUAAGAAUGGCACAUUUUACCGGCAAUAUCCGACACAAGAUGAUGCCGCAACUAAUCCACCUCUAUAUCCGAACUUCAACUUUACUCUCCCCUCUCAAGGCUCACCCUCGAAUGGCCUGAAACCCUCCUUGCAGCACUGGGCAGUGGUUGGUCCAUCUGGACGGACUGAUCUGUUAGACGUCCUCCGUGGCCAGCAUAUCUGUCUUCCGCCUACCGCACGAUCUUAUCCCUACCUUCUCACAGACGAAAUCGCCGCAAAGGAUCCCCAAUUACGAUAUGUUGGGAACGCAGUCCAGUAUAUUGGCUUCAGCGGAGAAGGAUCGGGGGCCAUUGGUGGCACCCGUGGCGCAUACCUGAGUGCCCGCUAUGAGAGCCUUCGGGAGGAGACCGAUUGGACAGUGGAGCAGUUUCUACGUGGCCAAACGUCGCUGAAUCCUUUGGAAGGGGAGGAAAAAGGAACAAUCCAUGAUGAACAGCUCAUUCAAGAGGUGAUCACCGAUCUACAUUUGUCAGAGCUGCUUAACAUGCCGGUUGCAAACCUCAGCAAUGGUCAAACUAGACGAGCUCGCAUUGCAAAAGCUCUCCUUAAGAAGCCUGAAUUGCUUCUCUUAGACGAGCCUUUUAUGGGACUGGACCCGGCUACCGUUCGAAGUAUUUCCGGAUUGCUCCAUCGUUUGGCCGAGAAGUCCUCUCCUCGGUUGAUUCUGGCCUUGCGCCCCCAGGAUACAGUGCCAGAAUGGGUCACCCAUCUGAUCGUAGUGGGAAACUCUCAGCAGGUCAUGAAGCAGGGAUCGCGGUCCGAAAUUAUCCAAACGCUGGCUAUCUGGAAGCGACUUGUAAGUGGCAAUAAUUCAACCAGCGGCUUGAAUGACGAAGAGAAAGCCAUUCUUCGACAGGCUCGAAGGGACUUGAAGUCUGGUGCUCUUGAUGAACAAUUGGUCCUUGACUUCGCUUCCAAAGAAGUAGCAAAACCCGAUUGGAAGGAAAUCACACCCUUUCUGGGAGGAGAGCCAUUGAUUGAAAUGGAAGGUGUUCGUGUGAAAUAUGGCGAUAAAGUGGUUUUGGGUAACUGGACUCAGAAGGUGAACGAGGAGGUCAAGGAUGGUCUUCAUUGGCGCGUGCGGCGAGGCCAGCGCUGGGCGAUUCUCGGUGCCAACGGUUCUGGCAAGACAACUCUACUGUCACUUAUCACAUCUGAUCACCCGCAAGCAUACGCUCAGCCAAUUAAAUUCCUCGGCCGGUCGCGUCUUCCAGAGAUAGGCAAACCGGCUAUCUCCAUUUUCGAGCUCCAGUCCCGCCUCGGCCAUUCGUCCCCGGAGAUUCAUGCAUUCUUCCCUCGCCAAUUAACAGUGCGAGCAGCUCUUGAGUCAGCUUUUGCAGAGACAUUCUUGUCUAAGCCAGCUCUCAAUUAUGAGCGAGACCUUGACGUGAACGCAGCCCUGCGGCAUUUCAAGGCUGAGCUUGAUCCAAAUGCAAGUGCCACAAAGAAGGAACUACCCCCUACCAUCACAACCAACACCGAUAUUUUCCCUAAACUCAGUUCUACUGGAAACAACAAGCCUUACAUCCCGUCUGACUAUGAUAUCGAAUACGCCGACAAUAUCACCUUCGGCCAACUCACUACUGCACAGCAGCGUAUCGUGCUUUUCCUUAGGGCCCUCAUUCACAACCCAGACAUUGUGAUUCUCGACGAGCCCUUCUCUGGCUUGUCUGCUUCUCAGCGUGACAAAUGUCUACACUAUAUUGACCACGGCGAUACUUCCUCCUCGCCUAGUCGGGCCUCAGUCCAAGGACUCCGCCGGUACAAAGGUCUCUCAAGAGAUCAAGCAUUGGUCAUGAUUAGCCAUGUCAAGGAGGAAAUUCCCGAAAGUGUUCGGCACUACAUGCGACUGCCGUCGGAGCCGGGCGAUGGCACGGAGCCGUUGGAUUUCCGAUUUGGUCUGCUCAAGAAUACCAGUGUCCUGAGUGACCCUAAAGUAUGGGAUGCCGCAUGGUCUCCACCUUCUCAUUUCUCGGAGAUUACUCAGCGAACUCGCAGGCGCCAUGAGGUGCCAUCUGACAUAGACGUCUACGAGUGGUUCUCGAUCUAG